UGUUGAUCUAGUAAAAUCUUGUCUCUCUGGAUUAUAAAUAUGGCAAGGAGAUGAGACGGGAGUUACAUAUUCCCCUUAACUCUGAGCAUCCUUGCACUGUCAUCUUGGUUUGUUUCAGCUACAUCACCAUGGCUCUUUGGAUCCGUUCCCUACCUCUCCUGUUGCUGCUGGCUGUUUCAGCUCCUACAAUUAGCCAAGCUGCUCCCAACCAGCGUCUAUGUGGCUCUCAUCUAGUGGAGGCCCUUUUCCUUAUAUGUGGAGAGCGGGGCUUCUACUAUUCUCCCAGGUCCCGACGGAACAUGGAACAACCAUUAGUGAAUGGUCCUUUAUCGAAUGAGGUGGAAGUACCACGCCAAGAAUUUCAGAAAACCAAGAGAGGAAUUGUGGAGCAAUGCUGUGAAAACACCUGCUCUCUCUAUGAGCUAGAGAACUAUUGCAACUAGAAGAAAGAAACUGGUCCAUGCAGGAAUAGAGAAAAAAAAGCACUUUUGCUACUGCACCUUUUUAAGUCAUUAAAUAAAAAAACCCUAUAUGAAUCUA
This is a messenger RNA of Crotalus tigris (Tiger rattlesnake), 540 nucleotides long. Its product is annotated as insulin-like. The transcript is spliced from 3 exons. The coding region runs from base 51 to 443 and encodes 130 amino acids. Gene Ontology annotation, cellular component: extracellular region. The record is from RefSeq and is a predicted model, not a curated record. Lineage: Eukaryota; Metazoa; Chordata; Lepidosauria; Squamata; Viperidae. Gene Ontology annotation, molecular function: hormone activity.